GUUGCUCCCAUAGGCGAAAUGUUCAUUUUCCGGACGUUAUUGUAACUGAUUUCUACGAUGCACCUGCAAAUAUUUUCACUAAUACAAAUGACACCAGUGCCAUCAGUAUUUCCUACCUGAAUGCUUGUAAACGUCUGCGAGUCGAUCCAAUUCAAGCUGUGCAAGAUCAAAUAGCCUGUUUUCAUCAAGUGAUGGGUGUACGCCAAGAAUGUCUCUCCUUAAAAGGUCAUCGUUUAUCUUCUACUGACGUGGAAUGUUUGGAAGAAAUUUUCAAUAAAGUUCAGUUUGAUAUGCUUGAUUUCGAAUACACCUUUCUAGAUGACGAUAGUGCCGUCUGCCUUGGAGAGAUGCUUGAAUUUUAUGAUUCUGCAGUGAAAUUAAAUUUGUCCUUUAAUAAGCAAAUCAAUUUGCGGGGUUGGCAAGCCAUAUGUAAGGCUGUAAGGGAUGCACCUUCUAUGCAGUAUUUGAAUUUGCGCUACACGUCCUUAUCUGAUCGUGCUGUACCGGUGUUGGCACGAGCUUUACGUUCCCAAUCGUCGUUAACUGUUCUUCAUUUGGAAAAUGUGUCUCUUUCGGGGCGAAACUUGAUUUUAAUCGGAUGCGCACUGAAGGGAAAUACGAUAUUGCGAGAGCUUUAUUUAGGUGAAAAUAACCUACAGCCUGCAGAUGGUGCUCAUAUUUAUCAAAUUAUCAUCACUAGUGUAUCAAUUCAACUGCUUGAUUUACGAAAUAAUCAAUUACAGGAUGGUGGUUUACGCCAUAUUUGUGACGCACUGAGGCACCGUGAUACAGCUAAAAAUAGUGCAUUAUCAGCAUUAGUACUAUGGAAUAAUAGAUUAACAAAUAGUGGAAUGGAAGCAUUGGCGCAAGCACUGAUGGAAAAUACUAAAUUGGAGACGUUGAAUAUUGGUAAUAACAGUCUAUUACUGGAAGGUAUUGUUAAGCUGAAGCCAGCGUUGCAACAGAAUUGUAGUUUGCAGAGACUUGGCUUACAGGCGACAAAUCUUGAUUGUCAAAGUGCAAUUGUGUUAGCAGAGUGUUUAGCGGAUAACAAAGUGAUGAUAAGACUAGAUUUACGAGAUAACCCACAUAUUGGAUCGGCUGGUCUGUUGGCACUUCACCUUGCAAUGAAAAUGAAUACUUCACUAACAGUUCUGAAUUUGGAUAUAUCGGUUGCCCAGUCCAGUAGCUUAAAGGUUAAAGAAUACCAGGAACAGUUUGAAGUUUACUAUGAUGAAAUCAAAAUGUUUUGUGAGCGAAAUAAGGAAAUUGCACUUAAAAAACUUUCGGUUCUUACAACCACCGAAGAUGGCACCGUUGCCACGGAUGUGACACACAAUGAGGAGUAUGCGGAGGUGAAGAAGGACAAAAAGAAAGAGGAUGAAGAAAAGGAACAGAAAGCGGAAAUAGUGAAGAAUCGGCAAAUUGAUAAUUUGGAAGUUGCUCAACGAAAAGUAACCACCAAAUCAAAUAAUGCGGUUUGGUUGCUGGGUCGAUCUUCAUCUUUAACAUGCACUGAGACCAUCGAUGAUAUCUCGGAACGCGUUGCACAGAUGACUCAUCAUUCAUUAGCAUUGAUUGAGCAAAUUCCGGACAGUGUCACUACUAUCAAGAAACAAUCAAAUGAAAGCCAUCCUGUAUUGUUCACCAAAAGCGAGCUGUCUAAAUGUCCAUCUCUUCCUUCAAUCACAUCCGGCGAUCAUCCUGAAACUGAAGUUAGCCCACCGGUGAAAAAAAUCUCACGGCGCUUUACAGUUUCGACGUCAAGUUUAAAUGAGACAAAUCCACGAGAUGUUGCCCGAGCAAAGUCACGAUUUAAGGUCGAACAGGUAGGCCCAUCGAUUCAAAAAACAGCAAAAGCUAAAUCAGAUGAUUGCAUUUCACUACAUCGAUCACUCAGUGAAAGUUCUGCGGUUGAUAUACAAGGAUCUGAAUUUUUGACUACGGAAGGUACAACUUCAGAAGUCGAAAAUUUAACAACUGAACGACCAGAAAAGUCAAAAAAUACAGAAUUUCUUGGUAUUAAUGAAUUAUCAGGAAGCUUUGGAUCUCGAAACGGUGAGAAAGGCGUGAAGUGUGCAUUACCUCAAGAAAAAGGUGGAAGCUGUGAUACGAGAAAUGCAAUGAAUUCCCACGAAGGAAUGGUAGUUCAGAAACACCUAAUCGAGGAAAGCAUUCAAUCUGAUUCUGUGCAAUUCACUGCCGUCGUUACCUUACAACAUGGCCCAGAUACACCACCAACACAGGAUUAUUUUGGGGAUGCUACGUUUGCGGUUAAAUUCACGGAUAAUAUUGCUCCAAAGUUUGAUGUUGAAAAAUGCUCUGCUUAUGAAGAAGGUGUUAUGGAACAAUCACGGCAAAAAGUAAAGAAUCAUGAAAACAGCAUAACGAUGAAAUCUGAGACGGUUUUUUCCAGUUGCUCUUCAAUGACAAAUGAUUCGGCAGAAACUAGUGUGGUAAAAGAAGUGGUUCGAGAUCUGGUCAAUUACAUUGUUUAUGAGACAAGUAACUACGAUUUAGUUCACUUUCGGAAGAUUUCAUUUGGAACCACAAACGCCAACAACGAAAGCUCACCGGUAGUUCAUUCGCUCUCAUCCGUUCCCAGAUGCUCAUCAAACUUCACACUGAAUCCGUCACAUGAUACAGAAACGGACGAAGAUGUUAUACGUAGUGUAGUACGAAGCCUAGUACGAGAUAUAUUACUGCAAGAAAAAGAAUUGCUAAGGCGAAGUUUAAGGAAGAAACGACGAUAUCUUGUUACGAUGCCUAAAAUGGAUCGUAGAUUGAGUAGUUGAUCACCAGUUUAUUUAGCAUAAUAGGGAUGCCUCCUUUGUAAGUCUUGUAAAUAAUGGAAAGUAUUCCAUCUAACAGUGAUCUAAUAAGAAUAUGAAAAUUCUGUUUUUGCUGCGGCCUUUUAAUGUUAUUUUGAUUAGGUCUGUUUUCUGAUUUGGAAUUUUCAAUUUAAAUUCGGUUGUUGUAAUUUUAAAAUGUGAAUUCUAUUUUUACAACAAGCCUUGUCUUUUUGUAUGUCUUUCGGGCAUACCAUUUAUAUAAAAAUAUAUGUGUAUCUAACUG
This is a messenger RNA of Loa loa (African eye worm), 3075 nucleotides long. RefSeq names its product leucine Rich Repeat family protein. The coding region runs from base 192 to 2795 and encodes 867 amino acids. Gene Ontology annotation, molecular function: protein binding. The record is from RefSeq and is a predicted model, not a curated record. The transcript is spliced from 16 exons. NCBI's taxonomy places the organism in Eukaryota, Metazoa, Nematoda, Chromadorea, Rhabditida, Onchocercidae.